UGUUGAACUAAGCUUUACAAUAUUUGGCUGUUCUAGAAACAUUUUAUUUAUUUUUCGUCCACAACAAAAUCUUGUACAUAUACAGUUUCAUUUUAGAGGGGGAGCCCAACGAUGGCACAAAUCAUACGCAAUUUUCUGAAUCAGGCAAAAUUUUUACCGUUCUGGGCCAUGAUGGUCAGAAAUAGUGUCGGCGAGUUACAGCCUACUAAGCUGGAACUUUUGCAGGCGGAACGCGACCAGUUGGCAACACGCUGCGGAACUUUGUGGGUACAGCAGCGAAACAUUGAGGUUCAACUCACAGAAUUGACGCGUUGCAUAAAACGUAUAGAGUUCGAUAUCAGACUGCAAGAGAAAUUGAACCCGAAAGUGGAAAACAAGGCCAAGCAAAACGCAAUCGUCUCCAACAAAUAAGCCCCGAGAGCGAAAUGGGACUAGCUAUAUAUUGAGAGCUGCUCGGUACUUUUCUUGAGCUUAUCAACACAAAAAAAUCACACAAAGUGAUUCACAUCUGCGUGCGAACUGCUGUCGCGAGAGGGCUACAAUCUAUAAAAGACUUGAGCAUUGCAUUAUAUUUUAUUAAAUGAAAUAUAAAUCUCAAACCUGGAACAACAUGAA
Messenger RNA from Scaptodrosophila lebanonensis, 615 nucleotides. RefSeq lists its product as uncharacterized. NCBI's taxonomy places the organism in Eukaryota, Metazoa, Arthropoda, Insecta, Diptera, Drosophilidae. Bases 112 to 411 code for a protein of 99 amino acids. The transcript has 3 exons. The record is from RefSeq and is a predicted model, not a curated record.